Molecule: messenger RNA, 1770 nt
Organism: Procambarus clarkii (red swamp crayfish)
Lineage: Eukaryota; Metazoa; Arthropoda; Malacostraca; Decapoda; Cambaridae
Source: RefSeq, a predicted model, not a curated record
AUGUCUCAGGAAAUGUCCGUCACACUCAUAAACCAUCACACACCAUUGAAAAGAAAUCUUAGCUUUUCAGCAGAGAAUCGUAGUUUCUCAGCAGACAAUCGCAAUUUCUCACCAAACGAAUUUAGCUCUUCAGCAGACAAUCUUAGCUCCUCAGCAGACAAUCUUAGCUUCUCAGCAGACAAUCGUAGUUUCUCAGCAGACAAUCGCAGUUUCUCACCAAACAAAUUUAGCUCUUCAGCAGACAGUCUUAGCUCCUCAGCAGACAAUCUUAGCUUCUCAGCAGACAAUCGUAGUUUCUCAGCUACCAAUCGCAGUUUCUCACCAAACAAAUUUAGCUCUUCAGCAGACAAUCUUAGCUCCUCAGCAGACAAUCUUAGCUUCUCAGCAGACAAUCGUAGUUUCUCACCAAACAAAUUUAGCUCUUCAGCAGACAAUCUUAGCUCCUCAGCAGACAAUCUUAGCUCCUCAGCAGACAAUCUUGGCUCCUCAGCAGACAAUCUAAGAUCCUCAGCAGACAAUCUUUACUCAUCAGCAGACAAUCUUGAUUCCUCAGCAGGCAAUAUAAGCUCCCCAGCAGACAAUCUUAGCUCCUUAGCAGACAAUCUAGGUUCCUCAGCAGACAAUCAUGGUUCCUCAACAGACAAUCGUAGCUCCUCAACAUCCAAUCUUAGCUCCUCGGCAGACAAUCGUAGAUUCUCAGCAGACAUUCAUAGCUCCUCAACAGACAAUCUUAACCCCUCCAGAGAUAAUCUUAGCUCCUCAGCAGACAGUCUUAGCUCCUCAUCAGACAAUUUUGGCUCCUCAGCAGACAAUACUAGAUCCUCAGCAGACAAUAUUAGCUCCUCAGCAGAGAAUCUUGAUUCCUCAGCAGGCAAUAUAAGCUCCCCAGCAGACAAUCUUAGCUCCUUAGCAGACAAUCUUAGCUACUCAGCAGACAAUCUUGGCUCCUCAGCAGACAAUCUUAGCUACUCAGCAGACAAUCUUGGCUCCUCAGCAGACAAUACUAGAUCCUCAGCAGACAAUCUUUACUCAUCAGCAGACAAUCUUGAUUCCUCAGCAGGCAAUAUAAGCUCCCCAGCAGACAAUCUUAGCUCCUUAGCAGACAAUCUAGGUUCCUCAACAGACAAUCAUGGUUCCUCAACAGACAAUCUUAGCUCCUCAGCAGACAAUCUUGGCUCCUCAGCAGACAAUCUUAGCUCCUCAUCAGACAAUCUUAGCUCCUCAGCAGACAAACUUAGCUUCUCAGCAGACAAUCUUAGCUCCUCAACAUCCAAUCUUAGCUCCUCAGCAGACAAUCUUAGUUCCUCAGCAGACAAUCUUAGCUCCUCGACAUCCAAUCUUAGCUCCUCAGCAGACAAUCACAAUCGUAGCUUCUCCGCAGACAAUCUUAAACCCUCCAGAGACAAUCUUAGCUCCUCAGCAGGCAAUCGUAGCUUCUCAUCAGACAACCUUGGCUUCUCAGCAGACAAUAUUAGCUCCUCAGCAGACAAUCUUAGCUUCUCCGCAGACAAUCGUAGUUUCUCACCAGACAAAUUUAGCUCUUCAGCAGACAAUCUUAGCUCCUCACCAGACAAUCUUAGCUCCUCAGCAGACAAUCUUAGCUCAUCAGCAGACAAUCUUAGCUCAUCAGCAGAGAAUCUUAGCUCAUCAGCAGACAAUCUUAGCUCAUCAGCAGAGAAUCUUAGCUCAUCAGCAGAGAAUCUUAGCUCCUCAGCAGACAAUCGUAGCUCCUCAGCAGACAAUCUUGGCUCCUCAACAGACAAUCUUUAA